Molecule: messenger RNA, 1572 nt
Organism: Miscanthus lutarioriparius
Lineage: Eukaryota; Viridiplantae; Streptophyta; Magnoliopsida; Poales; Poaceae
Source: the annotation of a GenBank genome assembly
AUGAACCAGUGCGUGCCGAGCUGGGAUCUGGACGACCCAGCGGUGGUAGCUGGCGGCGGAGGCGGCCUAAACCACCAUCAGGUCUCGACGACGACCGCCGGCGGGGCGCACCGGGGCCUGGAGGUGUCAGCUGCUGGGGCCGCCGGCGGGGCGUUCGCUCCCUUUGUCGUGCCCAUGUCGGACCAGUACUACGAGGUGGCGGAGCUGACGUGGGAGAAGGGCAACAUCUCCUCUCACGGGCUGGGGCUGCUUAACCGCCCGGUGCAGCACAAGUACCCGCCCGCCGCGCCGCCGCCGUCGCAGCUGCAGGCCAUAGGAGCCGGCGGCGGCGGAUCGUCUGGGGACCGCGAGACGCUGGAGGCGGUGGUCGGCGAGGCGGCCGCGCGGUCACACUUCCUCUCCUCGCAGCCGGUGCAGCACCCGGCGCCUUGGGUCGGGGUGGGCGGCGCCGUCGUCGACGCCGUGCAGGCGCGGUCCGCGGCGGACGCGCUAGUGCCGUGCGCUGCAAGGGUGCAGGACGAGGCGGCGGCAGAGGGAGGAGGAGACGCGGGCGCCUCGAGGAGGAAGCGGGCACGCGUGGUUGGCGAGGACGGCGGUCUGGUGUGCGCCAGCCAGGGGAGCACCGCCGCCACGCCCGCCGGCCGCCGCGGCGAGAGCAGCGCGCUGCUCACGCUGGACGCCUGCUGCGGCACCGGCGGGGCCGAUGACGUGUGCGGCUUCACAACGACGACCACCAACAACUCCACGUCCCUGGAGCGCGACGACAAGGGCUCUCCGGACACUGAGAACACCAGCAUCGGUGGAGGGGCCAGUGAUUCUCGCUGUUUCAGCCGUCGGUCACAGGCAAGCUCAUCAUAUUUAUACAGAGACGGUUUGUGCGACGAAGGGGAGAACGUGGUGAUCAACGGGGACGGGGCGAUGAGGUCGUCGAUUUCCACCAAGAGGAGCCGGGCUGCUGCGAUCCAUAACGAAUCUGAGCGUAAACGAAGGGACAGGAUCAACCAGAAGAUGAAAACGCUGCAAAAGCUCGUCCCGAACUCGAACAAGACAGACAAGGCGUCGAUGCUGGACGAGGUGAUCGACUACCUGAAGCAGCUGCAGGCGCAGGUGCAGGUGAUGAGCCGGAUGAGCAGCAUGAUGAUGCCCAUGGGCAUGGCCAUGCCGCAGCUCCACCAGAUGUCCGUGAUGGCCCAGAUGGCGCAGAUGGCCCAGAUGGCACAGAUGGCCCAGGGCAUGAUGAACAUGGGCUCCCUCGCCCAGCCGGGCUACGCAGGCCUCACGCCGCCCAUGAUGCACCCGCCGCCCCCCUUCGUCCCCAUGUCCUGGGACCCUGCCGCCGCUGCAGCCGCCACCGCCGGCCCCGGUCCAGCAGCCGCCGCCACCUCCCUCGCCCAGCAGCCCGGCGGCGGCGCCGUGCCGGACGCCUUCUCCGCCUUCCUGGCCUGCCAAGCGCAGCAGAACGGACAGCAGCAACCGGGUAGCAUGGAGGCGUACAAUAGGAUGGUGGCGCUGUACCAGAAGAUGAACCAGCUGCAGCAGGGCGAGCCCAGCGGCAACCCGUCCAAGCAGUGA